Molecule: messenger RNA, 1326 nt
Organism: Babesia microti strain RI
Lineage: Eukaryota; Apicomplexa; Aconoidasida; Piroplasmida; Babesiidae
Product: Protein of unknown function (DUF890)
Exons: 1
Coding region: 1-1326 (441 amino acids)
Biological process (GO): rRNA base methylation
Cellular component (GO): nucleus
Molecular function (GO): 23S rRNA (adenine(1618)-N(6))-methyltransferase activity
Source: RefSeq, a predicted model, not a curated record
AUGGGCUGCAAGCGUAAUCGAAUUAAUGAUUAUGGAACAUUUUGUCAUAAUGAUUACUUGAACUUGUCAAAAAAGUACCCAUAUUUAUAUAAACACUUCUCAAAUGAUAAAUUUAGACGUUUUGAAUACAUUCAUGAGGAUUCCACUUAUCACAUAUCCAAAGCUUCCCUUAUAGAAUUCUAUGGAAUCCACCUAAAACUACCCUGCGUUUGUCCCAUUAUUGUACAUCUUAAUGAUUCGACUACAGAAUCUAAUCAGGAAGUUAUUUGGAACCCUAAACUAGUCUCCAAAUGUGAUGUACCGAUUAUUUCAAAUGAGGACGAUUAUACAUCUAAAAUUGUCAUCGCACCUAAUCGCUAUUUAUCCCCGUGUAUACCCGGCCGCAAACUUUACUUGGAUACAAUCAAUUCAUUGUUAGGCCCAAGCUCAGAUCAUAAAAUAUAUAAUAAUAAUGUUAAAGUGCUUGACGUUGGAACUGGUGCUUCUGUUAUAUACCCAUUAUUAGGUUGUUGUGAAUACGGGUGGAAUUUUGUUGCAACUGAUAUUUGUGACGAUGCUCUAAAUAUCGCCAGGCAUAAUGUUUAUAUCAAUAAAUUAGAAUCCAAAAUUGUGCUCCGGAAGCAAAACAACCCUUUCAAUAUGUACAACGGUGUUAUCGAUAAUUAUGAGUUCUACCACUUCACAAUUUGCAAUCCACCAUUUUACAGUUCAUACGACGAUAGGAGAAAUAAUUUUAAAACUCAUAAGAUGGGAAAUACAAGAGAACUCAUAUUCAAUAUACCUCACAAUUGCACUUUGAAAUUAUCACAGAAAUAUCGGAAUGCAGACGACAUAUGCCAUGUAAAUUAUGGUGACUACAUAAUUUACCCUAGUGGAAAUGACGACUUAAACAAUUCACUUGAUGAAACGACAAGUUUCAAAAGAAAUCGCAUUUGCGGAGAAUUGGCAUUUAUUACAUUAAUGUUAAUAGAGAGUCGAUUUUAUUGCAAUAAUGCACUUUGGUUCACCAGUUUAAUUUCAAAAAAGAUAAACCUCAAAAAAUUGAAACAAAUGAUUAACAAUGAGAUGGCGCGAUAUUACUGCCAAGAAUUGACUUUUCAAAAUAUGCAAAACACGUAUCUAGAUUAUUGGUGCAAGAGAAUCAGAGGGAAUUACAUUAAAGAUAUAAAUUAUGCACAAAUUGAAUGUAAGAUGAGCUAUUUUAAGGUUAGGGAGAUACGUAUUUUCGAGAUAAAGCCAGGGACAAUUUCAAGGUGGAUUCUAUGCUGGACUUUUUACACCUCCGAACAAAGGGAUAGGAUAUUAAAAUCCCUUAAUGUACAUUAA